AUGCGCCAAAUCAGAAGUUGUGAGCAGCAGGCUAAGAGACGUGCAGCGUCGCUGGAAGCAGGUGGCCUCACUUCCCUCAGUGUGAAGAAGGUCCUAGCGGUGUACACUUUGUCGGAGUGGCAGAAAGAGGCCGCUCUCCAAGCUGCGCAGCAACUAACUACUUUGAAGGCAGAGCACCCGCAAUAUCCAACCAGCGCCUUGGUUGACCGCAUGUUUCUGCAGGCAGACUUAAAUGAUUUGCUGUGCAUGUUUGAUGACACGAACGUCCAGUGGGAGCAAGCGGUUCGCUUUGCGCGGCAAAUGUUGGCAGAGCGUGGAGUGUUUUCCUGGGUUAAGAAGCAAAAUCUCGCACAUGGAACUGCGCCUCUGUCAGCAGAUGUUUUCGACAGACUGAAGCGCGAGAUGCGCGACAACGCUUUGCCUGCACCGGCUCCAGCCACCAGCAGGGGCAUUCGCAAAGCGGUUGCUCGGUGGCGCGCUCGCUGGAGUGUUCGCAGGGCAAAGCUGCGAGAGACGGACCAAGUGGAUCCGGAGCUUUUGCGACAAAAGGUGCACAUGUUCUGGCGCACCGUGUCUUAUGUGACCGCCAAGUGCCAUGCUCUCGAGCAGGAGCCGCUAUGGCUUAACCUUGACGAGACGUCAGUGUCUUACAGCCCCGACUGUUGUCAGGGCUGUGUGGUAGCAAAGAGCCACUGGUGCAACAUGCACCCCGCAGGGCCGCAUCGGCGAGUGCGCCCGGACCGGCGAAGGGGCGCCUUCACCUAUGUGGCCCUCAUUGCAAGCAACCCGGCUGUCCAAGCAGUCCUCCCUCAUUUUUUGAUUAGCAGUUCUGCACGGAUGCCGAAGAAAUUGUUCAAAGCUUAUCACGCAUUGCCAAAGACCAGACUGCAGCUUCUUCGUGCCAAGUCCUCUUGGGCAACCUCGGAAACCAUGAUCUUGAUCUUCAAAGCCCUGAAAGAAGCUGUGGCGCCUUGGGUUCCAAGCCACAAGCCAAUCUUGCUGUUAGACGUGGCAGGCGCGCAUCUUCCCAAGGAAGUUUUACGCGCUGCACGUACGAAUAACAUCCAACUGAUAUUUGUACCUGCCGUGGGGUGUGGGUGUGACAUCAAUUACAUCCAUCACGGGCUGAGAGAAUUCAUGCAGCAUCCAACUGAGUUUCCGCCCCCGGUAAAACCGAGUGCUGCGGAGCUAAGUGUCAUCUGGCCAAAACGGCGCAGAAUGAGCUAUGCCUACAGGAGCCUGUUUUAG
Molecule: messenger RNA, 1248 nt
Organism: Effrenium voratum
Lineage: Eukaryota; Dinophyceae; Suessiales; Symbiodiniaceae
Source: the annotation of a GenBank genome assembly